GCGAGCGGUAACGUCGAAAGUUCUGUAAAGAUCAUUCAAUCAGAAAGCUCAAAGGCUCGUCUUCAGUACAGCGACAGUCUACGUCUCAGCGACCAGCUCUACAUAUUCCCCGGCGCUCCCAUCAGAAUCCUCCAAAAUGUCGCUCGUGCGGUUGGCCAACAUCUGCGCUCACUUGCAGAACGUCUCGACGGCCCGCUUGAAGCAGACCUGUAUCCCACAAACAAAAGCAUACCUCGAAGUUUGUCUCGCACUACAACGUCAUGGAUUUAUCUCCUCCAUCACGCGAGGCACGGUGACUGCCCCCGACAAGAUCUACACCCCCACUACCAAACAGAACGUCUCCGGACGCCGACUCUGGCUUGAAAUGAAAUACAGAGACAACGAGAAAGUGCUGUCACAGAUGAAGCUUAUCAGCAAGCCUAGCAAGAAGAUUAUGAUGACGGUGCGGGAUCUGAAGGAUGUGAUCGAGGGAAAGAAGGCAGGGGAGAUUGCGCCGCUGAAUGUGGGCGAGGUUUUGUUGGUGCAGACUAGCCUGGGAGUUAUGGACGCACUGGAAGCUGUGGAGAAGGGUGUUGGCGGAUUGGCAUUGUGCAGGGUGAAUUAAUUCGUGCAAACGUUCGCACUGGUCAUUCGGAGUUUUGGAUUUCAACCUGGGGAAAGCAUUGCUGGGUGUACAUGCAC
Molecule: messenger RNA, 681 nt
Organism: Saitoella complicata NRRL Y-17804
Lineage: Eukaryota; Fungi; Ascomycota; Saitoellomycetes; Saitoellales; Saitoellaceae
Product: ribosomal protein S8
Exons: 1
Coding region: 137-604 (155 amino acids)
Biological process (GO): translation
Cellular component (GO): ribosome; mitochondrion
Molecular function (GO): structural constituent of ribosome
Source: RefSeq, a predicted model, not a curated record